CCUUGGAGAUGUUUCCACUAACUGGGAAGACAAUCAUUUUUGAUAACUUUCCUGAUCCUUCUGACACCUGGGAAAUUACUGAAACCAUUGGAAAAGGCACUUAUGGGAAAGUUUUUAAAGUCUUGAAUAAGAAAAAUGGUCAAAAAGCAGCUGUCAAAAUUCUGGAUCCAGUUCAUGAUAUCGAUGAAGAGAUUGAAGCAGAAUAUAACAUCUUGAAAGCACUUUCUGAUCAUCCCAAUGUGGUUAAAUUCUAUGGGAUUUACUUUAAGAAGGAUAAAGUCAACGGGGAUAAACUGUGGCUGGUUCUGGAGCUGUGCAGCGGAGGGUCGGUGACUGACCUGGUAAAAGGAUUCCUGAAGAGAGGAGAAAGAAUGAGUGAGCCUAUCAUUGCCUACAUUUUACAUGAAGCACUCAUGGGACUUCAACAUUUGCAUAACAACAAAACCAUCCACAGGGAUGUGAAAGGGAACAACAUUCUGCUGACCACAGAGGGAGGGGUUAAACUAGUAGACUUUGGUGUAUCCGCGCAGCUCACCAGCACCCGGCACCGUCGGAACACGUCCGUGGGCACGCCGUUUUGGAUGGCUCCUGAGGUGAUUGCGUGUGAACAGCAACUGGACACCACUUAUGAUGCUCGGUGUGACACUUGGUCCCUGGGUAUCACUGCCAUUGAGCUGGGUGAUGGAGAUCCUCCACUUGCAGACCUGCAUCCCAUGAGAGCCCUCUUCAAAAUCCCCAGGAAUCCACCACCAAAACUAAGGCAGCCUGAGCUGUGGUCAGCAGAGUUCAACGACUUUAUCAGCAAGUGCCUGAUUAAAGAUUAUGAGAAGCGUCCAACAGUGUCAGAUCUGUUGCAGCAUAAAUUCAUUGCCCAAAUUGAAGGCAAAGAUGUGAUGCUACAAAAACAGCUCAUGGAAUUCAUCGACAUUCAUCAAUGUAUGGGAGGCACGGAAAAGGCCAGACACGAACGGAUUCACACCAAGAAAGGAAACUUCAACAGGUCCUUAAUUUCCAAUCUUAAGGAUGUAGAUGAUUUAGCAACCCUAGAAGUUUUGGAUGAGAAUACCAUAUCAGAGCAACUGGAGAAGUGUUAUUCCAGAGAUCAGAUCUACGUCUAUGUGGGCGACAUCCUCAUUGCCCUGAAUCCCUUCCAGAAUCUGGGUCUUUAUUCCACAAAGCAUUCCAGACUCUACAUUGGUGCUAAGAGAACUGCGAAUCCUCCCCACAUCUUUGCAAUGGCUGACUUAGGAUACCAGUCUAUGGUAACAUACAAUUCAGACCAGUGCAUCGUUAUCUCUGGAGAAAGUGGUGCUGGGAAGACUGAAAGUGCUCAUCUGUUAGUGCAGCAGCUGACAGUACUUGGAAAGGCUAACAACAGAGCAUUGCAGGAGAAGAUACUACAGGUGAACAAGUUGGUGGAAGCCUUUGGCAAUGCCUGUACAGUCAUAAACGACAAUUCCAGCCGGUUUGGAAAAUACCUAGAAAUGAAAUUCACCUCUUCAGGAGCUGUAGUGGGAGCACAGAUUUCUGAAUACCUUCUGGAGAAGUCCCGAGUUAUCCAUCAAGCCAUUGGAGAAAAAAAUUUCCAUAUUUUCUACUACGUUUAUGCUGGCUUGGCCGAGAAGAAGAAGCUGGCGCUGUAUAAAUUGCCGGAGAGUAGGCUCCCCAGGUACCUACAAAAUGACCAUCUCAGAACAACACAAGACAUGAUGAAUAAUAGUUUCUACAAAUCUCAGUAUGAAUUAAUUGAGCAAUGCUUCAAAGUCAUAGGUUUUACAAUGGAACAACUUGGAAGUGUGUACAGUAUACUUGCUGCCAUCUUGAACAUUGGGAACAUUGACUUUUCUUCCGUGGCAACCGAACACCAGAUUGACAAGAGCCACAUUUGCAACCACACAGCCCUGGAGAACUCUGCUUCCCUGCUUUGCAUUCAGGCAGAUGAGCUACAAGAAGCUCUCACCUCCCACUGUGUGGUCACUAGAGGGGAGACGAUUAUACGGCCCAACACCGUCGACAAAGCUGCUGAUGUCAGAGACGCUAUGGCUAAGACAUUGUACGGACGACUCUUCAGCUGGAUAGUCAAUCGCAUCAACAGUCUGCUGAAGCAUGACACGUUGCAAAAGGGGGAAGGAGAUGAGCUGAACAUUGGCAUCCUUGAUAUAUUUGGCUUCGAAAAUUUCAAAAAGAACUCCUUUGAGCAGCUGUGCAUUAACAUUGCAAAUGAGCAGAUUCAGUAUUAUUUCAAUCAGCACGUGUUCGCGUGGGAGCAGAAUGAAUACCUAAAUGAAGAGGUUGAUGCCAGAGUUAUUGAAUACGAGGAUAACCGGCCCCUCCUAGAUCUGUUUCUGCAGAAGCCAAUGGGUUUACUCUCCCUACUGGAUGAAGAAAGUAGAUUUCCCAAGGCCACUGAUCAGACCCUCAUUGAAAAGUUUGAAGGAAACUUGAAAUCCCAGUUCUUCUGGAGACCCAAAAGAAUGGAACUCAGCUUUGGGAUUCACCAUUAUGCAGGAAAGGUCCUUUACAGUGCAAGUGGGUUCUUAGCCAAAAACAGGGACACUCUUCCCACUGACAUUGUGCUGCUUUUGAGGUCUUCAGAAAACAGUGUAAUUCGGCAACUUGUCAACUACCCUCUGACAAAAACAGGCAAUCUGCUGCAUUCUAAAACCAAAAACAACAUGAACUACCAAAUGAGGACUUCAGAAAAAUCAAUCAACCUGACAAAGGGCGAAGCCCGAGAGAGCCCACGUCACGGCAGAGAAACAACCAACAUGAAAACACAAACAGUUGCCUCAUAUUUCAGAUAUUCCCUAAUGGAUUUGUUAUCUAAAAUGGUGGUGGGCCAACCUCAUUUUGUCCGUUGCAUCAAACCCAACAAUGAGCGGCAGGCAAGAAAAUAUGACAAAGAAAAAGUGCUACUGCAGCUUCGCUAUACAGGAAUUCUAGAAACAGCAAGAAUUCGAAGACAAGGAUACUCACAUCGCAUACUUUUCGCUAACUUUAUCAAGCGGUACUACGUCCUCUGCUACAAGUCCAGCGAAGAACCCCCUGUGAGUCCUGACACCUGUGCCGCCAUUCUGGAAAAAGCUGGUCUCGAUCAUUGGGCCCUGGGGAAAACCAAAGUCUUUCUUAAAUACUAUCAUGUGGAACAGUUAAACCUAAUGCGAAAGGAAGCCAUCGACAAGCUGAUUUUGAUUCAAGCCUGUGUCAGAGCAUUCUUGGGUUCAAGAAGAUACAAAAAAUUACAACAGAAAAGGAAAGAAAGUGCCAUCGUCCUGCAGUCAGUGGCAAGAGGACAUAUGGUCAGAAAACAGAAAAGAGAGCUCAAUGGGGUGAAAUCCAUAGCAGGAACCACUACCCAGAUUCAUGACCAGGAAUUUGACUACAGGAAAGACUUCCAAAAUAAAAGGGACUUCUUCGGGAUGAAACAAAUGGGGGACACAAACCUUCCUGAAAAUCCCGCCAGCCCAGUGCCACACAAGAGAGGGACCACGUCUCUGGCCACAGUGUCCACACUCAAAGCCCAGGAGGGGGCCGCCAACACUGCAGAGCAAAACAGCAGAGGAUCUGGGAUGCAGAAGAAAAUGCACAGUGUGUAUGGGGAGGACAAGCCUAAGCUAGGGCCAUGCCACUCUGAAAGCCUCAGCUCCAAACACAAGAGCAUCAAAGACCAGAAAGAGACCUGUCGGUUCCCAGAGAAUGGGGAUGGGGCUGACCCCAAAGAAGCUCAGGUGGAAAGCUACCCUAGGCUUGGGCCCGCAGGCUGUAACACUUAUUCGGAGCCUACUACUUGCCAGAGGUCCUUUUAUCAAAAUACAAAGAGUGAGGAGAGAGAGAAGAAGACGUGCAACCAGGAGAGACACUGUCUGAAUCAUGAAAAUGCCCAGGAGACGCAGGCUGCACCAGACUGGCAUGCCGAGGAAGAAGACCGAGCGGCCAUGUUCAUUCAGAGCAAGUACCGUGGCUACAAGAGAAAGCAGCAGGUGCAGAGGGACAUGGCAGCGCCCACUUCAGGGAGCCCGGAAGCUGAAGGAGCAAGCAGCACUCGAAGUCUCUGUUCCCCUUCCAUGAGACCUGAGCCGUUCUGUAAUACCAAGAGCAAAAAGGACAACGAAGCAGAAGCAACUUCAAAGGCAACGGCCUGGAAUGUGGUCCUCUUCUCAAAACAGAUAUCAAAGUUGUCUGAAGACUAUUUCAUUCUGCAGAAAAGACUAAAUGAAAUGAUUAUGUCCCAGCACCUGAAGCCACUUCCCCCCGGCGUCUACCCCCACAAGACAGCUAACAAGCGAGUCUCUUCCCAGCUGUGCCUCUCAGGUAUCUCUAAAGGAGGUGAGCCAAGGUUGCUGAGACCUCCAAGACGACCCCGGAAACCCAAAACAUUGAAUAACCCAGAAGACUCCACCUACUACUACCUACUCCACAAGUCAAUCCAAGAAGAGAAACGAAGGCCAAGGAAAGACAGCCAGGGGAAACUAUUAGAUUUGGAAGAUUUCUAUUAUAAGGGAUUUUUGCCCAGCUGCUCUGCACCAAAGGAACAUAAGCCCAGUUUCAGAGAACGAAGAUCACACCAGGAACUCCAGAAUCAAUAUUUUAAAGCUAAUGAAAGAGGCUGGACGGCGGAGAACCCGGACCAGGAGGACGGCUCGCCGGCAGCCAGCCCCUUCGACUACAGGAGGCUCCUGCGCAAAACCUCCCAGCGCCAGCGCCUGGUUCAGCAGCUGUAG
This is a messenger RNA of Ochotona curzoniae (black-lipped pika), 4721 nucleotides long. RefSeq names its product myosin IIIA (gene MYO3A). Gene Ontology annotation, cellular component: myosin complex. The transcript has 33 exons. Gene Ontology annotation, molecular function: cytoskeletal motor activity; protein binding; ATP binding. Gene Ontology annotation, biological process: protein phosphorylation. Lineage: Eukaryota; Metazoa; Chordata; Mammalia; Lagomorpha; Ochotonidae. The coding region runs from base 9 to 4721 and encodes 1570 amino acids. The record is from RefSeq and is a predicted model, not a curated record.